This is a messenger RNA of Tigriopus californicus, 2612 nucleotides long. Its product is annotated as methylmalonyl-CoA mutase, mitochondrial-like. The record is from RefSeq and is a predicted model, not a curated record. The coding region runs from base 99 to 2375 and encodes 758 amino acids. Gene Ontology annotation, molecular function: methylmalonyl-CoA mutase activity; cobalamin binding; metal ion binding. The transcript is spliced from 3 exons. Gene Ontology annotation, cellular component: mitochondrion. NCBI's taxonomy places the organism in Eukaryota, Metazoa, Arthropoda, Copepoda, Harpacticoida, Harpacticidae.
ACUGAAACGAGUUUUGAGGUUCCAUGACGUCAUUUGUCUUGUUUUGGUUGCCCUUGGACAUCUAACUUCGCCAUAACAGAAUUACAUAAUUAAGGUCAAUGUUGCGACUCCGUGGAUCACAUCGCCUCUUGGGACAAGCCUAUCAUGGCGAGGCUCUCUUCUCCCUUGGCCGUGGAGGCGGAUGGACCGCCCUUGCCUCCAUGUCGUCCCAGUCGAGCGAAGUGGACUUGGAUCCCAAAUGGAAGACUAUGGCCCAAAAGCAAAUGAAAGGCAAAGACCCAUCGUCUCUGGUAUGGCACACGGCCGAAGGCAUUGCCGUCAAGCCCCUGUACACGGCUCAAGAUGUGGCGUCCAUUCCGUUGGAUGAGCUGCCCGGCGAAUAUCCGUACACGCGAGGCCCCUACCCCACCAUGUAUGCCCAGAGGCCUUGGACCAUUCGACAAUAUGCCGGAUUCUCCACCGUCGAGAAGAGCAAUGCUUUCUACAAAGCCAAUAUCAAGGCUGGACAACAGGGACUGAGUGUGGCCUUUGAUUUGGCCACACAUUGUGGGUAUGACUCGGAUAACGAUCGAGUUCGAGGGGAUGUGGGAAUGGCGGGCGUGGCCAUUGAUUCCAUCGAAGACAUGAAGAUUCUCUUUGAUGACAUUCCUUUGGAUAAGAUGUCAGUCUCGAUGACCAUGAAUGGAGCGGUCAUUCCUGUUAUGGCCAUGUUCAUCACGGCUGCCGAAGAACAAGGUGUCAAGCAGGAGUUGCUUUCGGGCACUAUCCAGAACGAUAUUCUCAAAGAAUUCAUGGUGAGAAACACGUAUAUUUACCCACCCGAGCCCAGUAUGAGGAUCAUCGGUGACAUUUUUGCUUACACGUCCAAGCACAUGCCCAAGUUCAAUAGCAUUUCCAUAUCGGGUUACCAUAUCCAAGAAGCUGGCGCUAAUGCCACGUUGGAAAUGGCUUUCACGAUUGCCGAUGGGAUUGAAUAUUGUCGCACUGGCAUUGAAGCCGGGUUAGAUAUUGACUCGUUUGCCCCUCGCCUCUCGUUCUUUUGGGGAGUGGGAAUGAACUUUUACAUGGAAAUAGCCAAAUUCCGGGCUGCCCGGAGACUAUGGGCUCAUCUGGUGCAAGAGAACUUCAACCCCAAGAACCCGAAGUCCACCAUGCUGAGGACUCAUAGUCAGACCUCGGGAUGGUCACUCACGGAGCAAGAUCCUUACAACAAUAUCAUGCGUACUUGCAUCGAAGGCAUGGCUGCCGUAUUUGGUGGGACUCAAUCGUUGCAUACCAACUCUUUCGAUGAAGCUUUAGCUUUGCCCUCGGUGUUUUCUGCUCGACUCGCGAGGAACACGCAACUGAUUCUUCAGGAAGAAACGGGAAUCACUAAAGUAAUCGACCCUUGGGCCGGAUCAUACAUGAUCGAAUCACUCACUCAGGAGGUCUAUGAUGAAGCCAGGAAGAUUAUUGAUGAGGUGGAAGGCAUGGGAGGCAUGGCCAAGGCAGUGGCCUCUGGUUGGCCCAAGUUAAAAAUCGAGGAAUGUGCGGCCAAGCGGCAAGCCAAUAUCGAUAGUGGAAAGGAAGUCUUAGUUGGAGUAAACAAGUACGUCUUGGACAAACAGGACGAUUUUGAAGUUCUAUCCAUUGACAAUGAAGAAGUGAGGGCCAGUCAAAUUGCCCGCUUGGACAAAAUCAGAUCGUCUCGCGACAACCAAAAAGCCCAAGAUUGUUUGGAGGCUCUUCGUGAGGUAGCAGCCAAGGAAAAGGAGGGAAAUCUGCUUGAGUUGGCCAUACAUUGUGCCCGUGCUCGUUGCACAGUUGGAGAGAUCACUCAGGCAAUGGAAAAGGAGUAUGGGCGUCAUGUCGCCAAUGAUCGUUUGGUAUCUGGGGCCUACCGAACGGAAUAUGGAGAAGCCGAGGAGAUCCAGGCCGUUACCAACAAGAUCGAUGAGUUCGUUCAGGAUGAGGGUCGGCGCCCGAGAAUUCUCGUGGCCAAAAUGGGCCAAGAUGGACAUGAUCGUGGGGCAAAAGUGAUAGCCACUGGUUUUUCUGAUUUAGGCUUUGACGUGGAUGUGGGGCCUUUGUUUCAAACUCCCGAGGAAGUUGCCCAACAAGCUAUUGACAGCGAUGUACACGUGAUUGGCGUGAGCUCAUUGGCUGCCGGUCAUCGUGCCUUGGUUCCGGAUUUAGUGAAAUGCCUGGCCAAAAUGAACCGACCGGACAUUAUCGUGAUUUGUGGCGGCGUGAUUCCUCCGCAAGAUUACGAGUUUCUUUUCAAAUCAGGGGCCAGUGCCAUUUUUGGUCCCGGCACCAAGCUUCCCAUUGCUGCGCUUCAAGUACUCAAUGUCAUAUGUACUCAUUUAGAUGAGGGAAAGAAGGUGCAGAAUUGAAAUGACAGGAAUUUGCUCCCUCCAGAUCGGGUUUGACGUUGUUCGUUAAAUAUUUUCUCCUGAAUUCUGUGGAAACGAGCUUGAAAGCAUUGACUUCGACUGAAAACAUCACUGUGAUUUUUGUGCUCCAUACAGAGGUACCAGUGUAGAGAAUUUAUUGUCAGUAGAACACGUGAGUAUAUAUAUAUGUUAUAGAUAUAGAUUCCAAUUAAUAUUUCAACUAUCACAACAAUUGGA